CCGGGGCUGAGCUCCGGACCAUGUCCUCCCGCAGCCCCCGGCCCCCGCCCCGCCGCUGCCGCCGCCGCCUGCCGCGCCCCUCCUGCUGCUGCUGCUGCUGCCGCCGCUCGCACCUCAACGAGGACACGGGUCGCUUCGUGCUGCUGGCGGCGCUCAUCGGCCUCUACCUGGUGGCCGGCGCCACAGUCUUCUCUGCGCUCGAGAGCCCCGGCGAGGCGGAGGCGCGGGCGCGCUGGGGCGCCACGCUGCGCAACUUCAGCGCAGCGCACGGCGUGGCCGAGCCGGAGCUGCGCGCCUUCCUCCGGCACUACGAGGCCGCGCUGGCCGCCGGCGUCCGAGCAGACGCGCUGCGCCCGCGCUGGGACUUCCCCGGCGCCUUCUACUUCGUGGGCACCGUGGUAUCGACCAUAGGUUUCGGCAUGACCACCCCCGCGACGGUGGGCGGGAAGGCCUUCCUCAUCGCCUACGGGCUGUUCGGCUGCGCCGGGACCAUCUUGUUCUUCAACCUCUUCCUGGAGCGCAUCAUCUCGCUGCUGGCCUUCAUCAUGCGAGCCUGCCGGGAACGCCAGUUGCGCCGCAGCGGCCUGCUGCCCGCCACCUUCCGCCGCGGCUCGGCGCUCUCGGAGGCCGACUGCCUGGCCGGCUGGAAGCCCUCGGUGUACCACGUGCUGCUGAUCCUGGGCCUGUUCGCCGUGCUGCUGUCUUGCUGCGCCUCGGCCAUGUACACCAGCGUGGAGGGCUGGGACUACGUGGACUCGCUCUACUUCUGCUUCGUCACCUUCAGCACCAUCGGCUUCGGGGACCUGGUGAGCAGCCAGCACGCCGCCUACCGGAACCAGGGGCUCUACCGCCUGGGCAACUUCCUCUUCAUCCUGCUCGGCGUGUGCUGCAUCUACUCGCUCUUCAACGUCAUCUCCAUCCUCAUCAAGCAGGUGCUCAACUGGAUGCUGCGCAAGCUGAGCUGCCGCUGCUGCGCGCGCUGCUGCCCGGCGCCCGGCGCGCCCCUCUCCCGGCGCAACGCCAUCACGCCGGGCUCCCGGCUGCGCCGCCGCCUGGCCGCGCUCGGCGCCGACCCCGCGGCCCGCGACAGCGACGCCGAGGGCCGCCGCCUGUCGGGCGAGCUCAUCUCCAUGCGCGACCUCACGGCCUCUAACAAGGUGUCGCUGGCGCUGUUGCAGAAGCAGCUGUCCGAGACGGCCAACGGCUACCCGCGCAGCGUGUGCGUCAACACGCGCCAGAACGGCUUCUCGGGCGGCGUGGGCGCGCUGGGCAUCAUGAACAACCGGCUGGCGGAGACCAGCGCCUCCAGGUAGACCGCCGGGCCGCGCCACGGACCCUCGGCAGGCUGGCGUGCCGCCGGCCGUGGUUAGCUUUCCUUCUCUCAGACGCUGGCGCUUUCUUAAUCUUUACCCAAUAAAAUCAAACCAAAAAAAAAAAAAAUUUUUUUUUUAAAGAAAUACUACUUGGCCAGGCCUGAUGUUAUCUAGGGCAGGUUUCGGGGGAGCCUGUUUUCCUCGUGGGUCCCCUCUUGAAGAACCGUGGCCCCCGGCAGAUUCUCCUCCAGGGAGAGAGAAAGUGGCACCCCAGACCCUCACCCGGUGCAUACCGCAGCGAGGAGAGGGCCAUCCCUGGGUUUUGCGGACUGGCACUAAACCCCGUCCCCAUGCACACAAGCAGC
This is a messenger RNA of Odobenus rosmarus divergens (Pacific walrus), 1678 nucleotides long. RefSeq names its product potassium channel, subfamily K, member 12 (gene KCNK12). The record is from RefSeq and is a predicted model, not a curated record. The transcript has 2 exons. Gene Ontology annotation, biological process: stabilization of membrane potential; potassium ion transmembrane transport. Gene Ontology annotation, cellular component: membrane. Bases 21 to 1313 code for a protein of 430 amino acids. NCBI's taxonomy places the organism in Eukaryota, Metazoa, Chordata, Mammalia, Carnivora, Odobenidae. Gene Ontology annotation, molecular function: potassium ion leak channel activity.